Messenger RNA from Brenthis ino (lesser marbled fritillary), 6675 nucleotides. The record is from the annotation of a GenBank genome assembly. Lineage: Eukaryota; Metazoa; Arthropoda; Insecta; Lepidoptera; Nymphalidae.
AUGGCAAUAAUAAAUAAAACGUCAAAUUGGCGAUUGAUACUUGAUGAAUUAAUAUAUUUUAUUGGUUCAACUAAAACCUGCAAUGUUAAGAUGAUUCCACUUAAAGACAAUCAAGAUGUGGCAACUUUCCUUGUCACUAAACAUUCCUGGAAAGGCAAAUAUAAGAGAGUAUUCUCUAUAGGCACUCAUGGCAUCACCACAUACAAUCCUGAUCGCUUAGAAGUAACAAACAAAUGGCAAUAUUCAGAUGUGGUUACCCUUGCUUCAGCAAAGCAUUCCAAUUCUGCUAACAACCAUGACUUUACACUUGUCAUGAAGAAAGACAAGAAAGUAGAUUCAAUGAAAUUUUCAUCAGAACAUAAAUGUCUUAUUUUAACUGAAGCUUUUAAAUACAGGCACUUGUUUGCUGAAAAACCAAAGGAUAUAUUUAGAUAUCAAGCAUAUAAGCACCAUUGGAGUGGUACACGGUUACCAAUAGUACUUGAAGUGGGACCAUGUUCUCUUGAGCAAUUAGAUCCAUCAACACAUACACUGCUUGCAAGCUAUCCAUACUGUGAUAUACAAGGCAUUCUUCCAGUAAGGGAUAUACCGGGAGGUUUUGUGUUAGCUGUCGGUGGUUAUAGCCGACUUCAUUUGUUUUCUAAUGUUAUGGAUCAUCAGAUUAUAAUAAAUAAAAUGCUUGAAAUGGCUAGCUUGAUGAUGAGCAUAAGUAUCAAAGUACUGUCAGCUACUAUCACACUUGAUGACUAUCACAACCAACGCUUUGGUAAAUACAGUGGCGAUCAACAUCAAACAUCGUUAAGUGAAUUCUUGGUCCACAAAGUGAAUCCAGCACGUCAUAUGGAACCGAUGCGGCGAACCCUUUGUCUUUCUGAUACAUGCAUUUUAGAGAGAGAUCCUCAGACUUAUUCUGUAGUUUGCCUGCGGCCGCUGAGUGACGUUUUUGCCUUAGUCCGUGAUCCAGACCACCCUCAGAAAUUUUCGAUUGAAUAUUUAAAUGGACAGACUCGAACAUAUUUAGCUGGUGAAAGAGACGCGCUGCUCGCGUCGCUGGUGGACGGCGUGCGGUCGGCGGGGCAGCGCGACGUGCACGUGCGCUCGGGCCGCACGCCGCGCGGGUACCGCCUCGGCCCGCUGCACCACCCCGUCGACGAGGAGACCGAGUCCAACCAUCUCAGAUUAUUUCAAAAUCCUGUUGGGAUGUCAAGAGCUGAAGUGAUCGAACGUUUUAAUGCUAACGUCGGUUACAGCGGUCUCAUAUACUCCGUCAGUCAAGAUCGACUGUUCGCGGAGAACAAAGAGAAGUUGAUAACGGGCGCGUUGGCCGCGAUGAUGGCGAGCGCGCCCGCCGGCGCCGGCCUCACGCUGCGCGAGCUCGAGGCGCAGUUCCACGCGCUGCGGCGGCUGUGCGCCAGCAAAGUCGGCUUCGCCGCCUUCACCGCUUUGUCUGGAUUCCGCGAGUGGAUGGGCAGCGCGGUGGUGGGCGCACUGCGGCGCGAGUGCGCGGCGUGCUCGCACGCGGCGCUGGACGCGCUGUGCGCGCUGCUGCAGCCCAUGCACGCCGAGCCCGACCUGCGCCAGGAGCAGCUCAACAAGGCCUCCAUGCUCGCCUCCAGCGCCUUCCUCGACGGCCUGCUGCUCAUGUGGGCCGACCACGUGUCGGCAGGCACGGGCGCGCUGGUGGUGGCGGCCAUGCUGGACUUCCUCACGUUCGCGCUGUGCGUGCCCUACAGCGAGACCACCGACGGCAAGCAGUUCGACCAGCUGCUCGAGAUGGUGGCUAGCCGGGGCCGCAUCAUAUUUAAACUUUUUGAGCACCCGUCGGCGGCGAUAGUGAAGGGCGCGGGGCUGGUGGCGCGCGCGCUGGUGGAGGAGGGCGGCGGCGGCGUGGGCGCGCGCGUGCAGGCGCUGGCGCUGGGCGAGGCCGCGCUGCCGCGCCACCUGCUGGCCGCGCUGUACGCGCCGGCGCGCCUGCAGCGCCGCCACCUGGCGCGCCACCUCGUGGCGCUCUGGCUCGUCGACCACGCGCCCGCCAACGACCUGCUCCGGCGCAUCAUGCCAUCAGGUCUCCUAGCGUUCCUAGAGUCGUCCGAGGCGCCGCCCGCGGCCGCGCUGGAGGCGGAGCGCGUGGAGGAGCGCGACAACCUGCAGCUGGCGCAGGCGGCGGCGAGGCCGCGCGCGCCGCACUGGGAGGCGCUCGAGCGGCAGGUCAAGUACGUCGAGAAACAUCUUGAGCACUACGCGUCGCUGGCGCUGCAGCACUGGGCGCAGCGCGCGCGUGGCGGCGAGGCGCGGCGCGAGGCGCCGCGGCCGGUGCUGCUGCGGCGCCGCCGCGAGCGCGUCAAAUCCACCGCCAACUGGCCCAUGUUCUACUACCAGUUCCACCGCGACCACGCGCUGCCCAACCUCAUAUGGAACCACACAACAAGAGAAGAACUCCGCAACGCCCUGGAGAACGAGCUGCGCGCGUUCGCGUCGGACCGUGAGGUGGCGGGCAACACGCUCACGUCGUGGAACCACGCCGAGCUCGAGGUGCACUACCAGUGCCUGCAGAACGAGGUCAAGAUCGGCGACUACUACCUGCGCAUACUGCUCGAGCAGAAGGACAACGAUGAUAGCCCUAUUCGAAAGUCAUACGAAUUCUUCAACGAUUUAUAUCAUCGGUUUCUAUCGACACCGAAAGUGGAGAUGAAGUGCAUGUGCUUGCAAGCGAUGACCAUUGUCUAUGGUCGGUAUUAUGAAGAUAUUGGCCCAUUCGCAGACACCAAGUACAUUGUGCAAAUGUUAGACAGGACAUGUGACAGAAUGGAAAGAGAUAGACUGGUGCAGUUUUUAGCAAAACUAAUUUUACACAGAAAGAACGUUAGCGAGAUUUUGGAAUGGAAUGGCAUAAGGAUCCUGGUGGAGCUGAUGACGCUGGCGCACCUGCACACGUCGCGCGCCACCGUGCCGGCGCAGAGCAACGUGCUGGAGGGCGCCGCGCCCGCCGCCGACGGCGACCGCGAGUGGUACUACAACGUGGAGCUCGGCGACACCGUGCAGCGCAAGGGGCCCGUUAGCUUCCAACAGCUGAAGGAGCUGUACAAGAACGGCACAAUAAACAACAAGACGAAAUGCUGGGCGAACAGCAUGGAGGGAUGGCGCGCGCUGGGCGGCGUGCCGCAGCUGCGCUGGGCGCUGGCGGCGCGCGGCGCGCCCGCGCUCACCGAGACUGAGCUGGCGGCCGCCGUGCUCGACCUGCUCGUCGUCUGCGCCAGAUACUACCCGAGCCGAGAUGAAGAAGACGCGGUGAUAAGACCUUUGCCAAAAGUAAAACGUAUGUUGUCGGAACCGGCUUGCUUAGCGCAUGUCGUCCAGCUGUUGCUCACCUUCGAUCCUAUACUUGUUGAAAAGGUGGCAACUCUUUUAUAUGAAGUAAUGCAAGACAAUCCGGAAAUAUCCAAAUUGUACCUAACUGGAGUGUUUUACUUCAUGCUUCUGUAUACUGGUUCUAAUUUAUUACCCAUUGCAAGAUUUUUGAGACUCACUCACAUGAAACAAGCAUUUAGAGCGGAUCAGACUAGUUCAGACAUAAUGCAAAGAUCUAUCCUCGGUCAGUUGCUACCAGAAGCUAUGGUUUGUUAUUUAGAAAAUCAUGGAGCGGAAAAAUUCGCCCAAAUUUUCCUUGGCGAGUGGGACACGCCUGAAGCUAUUUGGAAUUCAGAGAUGAGACGCAUGCUGAUAAUGAAGGUGUCGGCGCACAUCGGGGAGUUCACGCCGCGGCUGCGCGCGCACGUGGCGGCGCGCUACCCGUACCUGGCCAUCCCCGCCGUGCUGUACCCGCAGCUGCGCCACGAGCUGUUCUGCAACAUGUUCUACCUGCGCCACCUCUGCGACACGCAGCGCUUCCCCGACUGGCCGAUACCUGACCCGGUGUGUCUACUAAAAGACGUGCUGGAGGCGUGGCGGCGCGAAGUGGACAAGAAGCCGGCGUCGAUGACGGCGGAGCAGGCGUACGCGGCGCUGGGGCUGGAGGCGGGCGCGGCGCACGACGAGGCCGCCGUGCGCAAGGCCUACUACCGCCUCGCGCAGCUGUUCCAUCCAGAUAAGAAUCCUGAAGGACGGGACCGUUUCGAGGCUGUGAAUCAAGCAUACGAAUUUCUCUGCAGUAGAAAUGUAUGGACUGGCGAUGGUCCAAAUACAAACAAUAUCCUACUUAUACUUCGGACACAGACAAUACUUUUCCAAAGAUAUUCUGAAGUGCUGGCGCCGUACAAGUACGCGGGCUACCCGGCGCUGCUGCGCACGGCGCGCCUGGAGGCGGAGGCGGAGGCGCUGUUUGCGCGCGACGCCGCGCUGCUGCCCGCCGCCUGCGAGCUCGCGCACGCCACGCUCGCCUGCUCCGCGCUCAACGCCGAGGAGCUGUGCCGCGAGCGCGGGCUGGAGGUGCUGCAGGAGGCGCUGUCGCGCUGCGCGUCGGUGCUGGGCGGCGCGCGCGCGCACGGCACGGCGGCGGCCGUGUGCACGCACUGCGCGCGCUGCUUCGCCGUGGCCGCGCGCUUCCCCGCCUGCCGCGCCGCCUGCGCGCAGCUGCCGCAGCUCUGCGCCGACAUCGUGCCGCUAUUGAGGCGACCGGAGCUGGGCGAGACGGCGUGCGCAGGCGCGGAGGCGGUGGCGGCGCUGGCGGCGGACGCGCAGUGCCGCGCGCGCCUCGCCCGCGCGCACGCGCUGCACGCGCUGCUGCCCGCCGUGCUGCGGUACGACUACACGCUCGCGGAGUCCGGCGUGCCUACGGAGGGCGACAAUAAACAGGAAGUGGCAAACCGUUUCGCAACACAAAGCGUGGCCGCCCUCGCCGCACUGUACGGGCCGCACGAGGACGCCACGGAGGACGACGCGCGCGUGCGGGCCGCGCUGCACGCGCUACUUACGCCCUACUUGUGCGAGAAGCUGUCCAGCUCGGAUACACACGAUCUACUUAAAACUCUCACAUCAAACUGGCGGACGCCAUACCUCGUGUGGGACAACAGUACUCGAGCAGAGUUAAAAGAGGCGCUCAGAGAGAAACCGAUAGGGGACGACGCGCCACUUGUGCCGCCAUUGCAGUACACUGCCCACGAAGGAUUGCUACCCGUAGGAGGGGUCUACUUGCAUAUAUACAAUGAACAGCCCGAUUAUCCUAUAGAAAAUCCUCAACAGUUUGUUUUGGACUUGCUCAGCUUUAUAGAGACAGAAAUUCAGGCUGAAAUGACAGAAGAAAGAGCUGAGCACAUCACCCUAGCAUUGGAUGCUCUUGCCAAUUGUAUUAUAAAGAAUCCAGGCGUGGAGAUCCAAUGCAUAGGGCACUUCGGUGUGAUAUUCGGUCUGAUGUCGGCGGGCGCGGUGCCGGGGCGCGGCGCGGCACGCGGUGCGCGCGGCGCGGGCGGCGGCGCGCGCGCGCGAGUGCGUGGAGGACGUGGCGGCGGCCGCGCUGCUGGGCCACCUGCUGCCGCUGGCCGCGCACGCCGCGCCCGCCGCGCCCUCCGCGCCAGACGUGCUGGCCGCGCUGGCGGCGCUGCUCUCCGCCACGCAGCUCGUGCUGUGAUAUACUUAUUAGAUUUAUUCUGCAAUUGUAAGAUACCGGAAGUUAGAGAAAUGGCAGUGGAGUUGUUGGCCCGCAUGAUGGCUGACAAAUUACUUGGGCCCAAGGUGCGCCUCACUAUAUGCCGCUACGUGCCGGGCGUGUUCGCGGAGGCGAUGCGCGAGGCGGGCGCGGCCGCCGCCGUGCACGCCUUCGACGCCGGCCACGAGCACCCCGAGCUGGUGUGGGGCGACGAGCUGCGCCAGCGCGUGCGCGCGCACCUAGCGCAGCUGCGGGAUCGGCACUACACAAAUCAAAUCCGCGAUCCAUCAGUGUUAUUCGAGGAGCGCGACGCAACGGAGCACAACGAGGAGGCGUGGGCGCCGCCGGGCGAGGUGGUGGUGGGUGGUGUGUACCUCAAGCUGUUCCUGCAGAACCCCACCUGGAGCUUGCGCAGCCCCAAGCGCUUCCUGCAGGAGCUGGUCACUGAGACAUUGUCUGCGUUGAACAAAGACUCGUCUGAAGGCAGCCGCGGCGAGACGUGCGCGCGCGCGCUGGCGGCGCUGCUGCGCGCGCGGCCGGCGCUGUGCGAGGCGUGCGCGCAGCUGGGCGAGCUGCCGCGCCUGGCGCGCCUGCUGCCCGCCUGCCCGCGCCUCGCCGUGCCCGUGCUGGCCGCCCUCGCCGACACGCAGGCGUGCGUGUCAGCCCUGAGCCAGACGGAUGUGAUGGUGGGCCUCAAGACGGCGGUGAAGACGUGCCGCGAGGUGGUGGGCACCGCCUGCGACGCGCUCGCCGCCAUAUUCAACAGUUCCGCCAAUACGGAUAAACUCGUACUUCAGGCGCUAGAGUGCGAGCUGGUGAGCGAGCUGCUGUCGGUGCUGGAGGGGCGCGCGGUGGAGGGCGGCGCGGCGGCGCGCGUGGUGGGCGCGCUCAAGGCCAUGGCGCGCGCCGGCCCGCACGCCGAGCGCGUGCGCGCGCAGCUGGCGCGCUCGCCCGUCUGGGACCAGUACGCGGCGCAGCGGCACGACCUCUUCAUAUCUGCGCCCCAGCACCACUCUAUCGCCGCGGCGCCCCAGAGCGCGGGCUACCUGUCAGCGCCGCCGUCCGUGCCGCCCGCGCACCCGCCGCCGCUGGAC